AUGACGCCCGGUGACCUGGGUCCGCUCACAGAAGACUAUGGACAACUGUAUUUGCCAUCUCAGCUUCCAUGUGGCGUCAAUGCAGUGUCUGUGCUUGGAGAUUCCAAUAUCACCUCGGGUGUCACUCUUGUCCAUGCUACGAAAUCACUGCCCAUGCAUUACGGGUACCACCAACAUUCGACUAGUAACACAAAUGAUGUAUUAGCCCCCCCACUCAUGCAACACGAUUCCACACCGGUUACUCAACCACGGCUCUUCCUUCCACUACCACCGACGGUCGUCCCAAGCUCAAUGGAAACACGUGGGGAAAACACUCAAGCUGCGCAGAAGCGUCGAUCACGUAGAGUGUCCCAGAUUCCCGAGUCCUCGCCUGACUAA
This is a messenger RNA of Plenodomus lingam JN3, 378 nucleotides long. Lineage: Eukaryota; Fungi; Ascomycota; Dothideomycetes; Pleosporales; Leptosphaeriaceae. The record is from RefSeq and is a predicted model, not a curated record.